AAAGUAAAAAAGGAAUGCUUCCCCAGUUUGGCAUUGCGCUAUAGGAGAGGGCCGCAACGCUGGAUUUGCCGUGAUAUCUGCACUGCCGUAAUCGUAUAUAGGCCGCAAAGAGUUGCUGCGCACUUUGGAACGUGGUAGCGCGGCAGAGCAAGACUGAAAACUCAUAAUCGUGUUGCGAAGCGAUUCCACGUUUCCCCCUAAACCGCGUCUGUAUGAGAUAAAAGAUUGGUUUUCGUCAGACCUCUAGAGACGCAUGGCCGCCGCGCGACCAAAAUAUUCCCCGUACGUUUCGCGUCGCGACCCUUGACCCGAGAAAGCGGCGUUUUUCCGGCUGUCGGUUGACGAAUUGCAAAGACACAGCAUCGUAUGUACGAUUUUUUCUUGUAAAACGCAUCUCUCCAUGUGAACUGCUGGAGAAUUGACUGUUUUUGCCUCUCCCCGUCUGCUGGUUCCUGUCUUCCCGUUCUCGCGAAUAACUCUCUCCGUUUCUUCCUGAAACUGGCUUGUCAGUGCGUCGGUUUCGGGUUUCCCCUGCUCAGUUUAAAGUUCAGAGCCAGUUUUCGGCGGCCAACGAUUUCAUCCAGGCAAGGAACGCGCGCGUUUCUUCUCGCUUGCUCGGCGCUGUGUCCAGAGGAAGAAACUCCUUCCGGUUGCUGCCGCUCCAGAGUUAACGACCUGUGUUUACCGUCCAUUUCUCCGUCAUAUCUUCUUCCUUCUUGUCGAUCUGAGGGCGUCUCAUCUCUUUUCGCGGCUUGCGGGCGAAAAUGGACGAGUUCAGCGGCUGCAUCUGCCAGUUUCUCAGCACGCUCAUCGGGGGCGUCCGCAGCGCCAUCACAAAUGCAGAUUCUCUCAGCAUGCCAACAGAUUUAGGAAAUGUGGGAGCUGGACCCGGAGGCUCUGUAGGAGCGGUCCCCCCAGCUGCAGCCGAGACCAACGAUGGCAUGGCGCCGGCUCAGGUUGCCGCUCUUGUUGUCCUCCUCAUCGUCAUGGUUUUGACCUUCCUGCAAAAUUCGACCUCCAGCAGCACAACCACCAAGGGACGGAAUGUGAGCCGACCCGAUGACGGCAACGACGACCGCAGCGGCGGGCGCCCUGGUCGCUCUGUUGCGUGAAGGCGCGUUUCGCUUUUUUUCGGUUUGCUUUACACGUUUCGACGGAUUGUUUCAUCCUUGCGGGGGGGGGGGGGUAAACGGGGUUAAAGAAGGGGACGAGGAAAGGACCUGUUGAACGAUUAUCCGGUUUCCUCGACUGCGUCUCUCGGAUCUUGCAGAGAGGCGAGUGCCACGCCGUGUCAAGUGGGUACAGAGGUGCAGAGAGAGAGGCCGUUGUCGCUUCGACGGUUUUCCCAGACAUGGGCUUUGAAAUGAUUUUUGGAGUGGAUCUGCAGAAGGACUGAAGAGGAAAGGAGGCUAUGCGUAAUAUCGAGAUUUCGGGGACGCGGGAGGGUUGCGUUGCCUUGCGAGGAAGGGGCGGAGGAAGGAUACCAGUGCCAGUGUUCAGACAACUGGAAGAGAUGGCGCGCUCGUUUAAGGAAAUUUCAACAGAACUGAGGUAGAAGGUGGAGGAAACCACUCGUUCGAAAAGGGGAAAGAUCCGUGAAAGUGGCCAUUUGUAUCGUCAUUUGUGACUCUGGACACCCGAGAGAUUUGUGACCUCCGGGCAGACGAUGUGCCAGCCACGGAAACCAGUGGCUCAGAAAGUGUUGGUAGAUUAGAAGGUUUUGGAAUUUUCAUGUCACUUUCGGCUCUCAAUAUGAAGUCAGCAUCUUUCUCUUUUGAAGAGCUGCACGGUAUAGAUGCGUUUGUUUCUCUGAAACCUGAUGACUGCUUGUGCAGGAACUUGCAUUGGGAGAGGUGGAAACGACGCUUACUGUGAUGUGUUAAGGCUCGCCCUCGUUCUUAACGGAUUACCAGUGCUCGUGUCUGUAGCCGACCGUUGGAAAACAGGAAAGGCCGAGUGCUCCGUUUUGGCCACUGGGUGCGAGGAACCCAAGGGGAAUUUUUCGUGACUAUAUUCAUCGCUCUUCUCAGCGACACUCCUGAGAACCUUUGCUAUCUGCGGACUUUUCGCCAGCACAUAAAGGUACCUGCUUACUCG
Toxoplasma gondii ME49 is the source of this 2097-nucleotide messenger RNA. RefSeq lists its product as hypothetical. Lineage: Eukaryota; Apicomplexa; Conoidasida; Eucoccidiorida; Sarcocystidae. The transcript is spliced from 2 exons. Bases 765 to 1112 code for a protein of 115 amino acids. The record is from RefSeq and is a predicted model, not a curated record.